AUUGCUCAAAAAAAAUUUUAUGUUUCGGCUAAAAUCUUUUGUGAUUUCCAAAUUUGUGUAAGAAAAAGUUGAUACAACAAGUUAAGAGAAAGAAAACAAUGGAAAACUUAUUUCCUAUUCGCUAUUGGAUAAAUUUACCAAUGAAGACGAAUUUCCUUAGCAUGAGGGUUUCCUCGUCGACCAUUCCGUUUCGCUUCAAUAACGAAUGGUACACAAUCACUCAGGAAGAUAGCAAGUUUGUUUCAACAAUGAGAAUCUACACAAUCAAUAAACUGCCGGCAAUACACCCACCGAUGUUCCCUUCAACCAUUAGCAGUACAGCAAUCAACAUCAAUGAAAUUGAAGAAGUAACGAAAUUUAUGAUGAAUGCGGCAAUCGAAGAAUACCAAAAAAGAAAAGCGCAACAGUUCGUUUUAGGUUUUCCAAAUCUCUCAAUUGAGCCUAUUUUUGUUAACGACUCGGUAAGUUAACCAAUCGCUCGUAGCUGACAUUCAAAUUUCCUUCCCUUAAGCACUUGACGGUUUUACGACAAACAAAUGGAAAUCUUCCUAUGAAGACCGAUCUACGUCAACCAGUGACUUAAUGAAGAAACAUGAAAAGAGUCGUGUCAGCUUCAGCCAAACAUCUUUCAACGCGACCGCCAAACAUGAAAGGCAUUCAUUAAGCCAUCAACAGAGUCCUUUUUAUUUACGUUUUGAUGAGUCAUUAGCUUAGCUUUACCCAAAAAAAAAAAACUUUAAUCCCCUUUUUUCAAUACAUAAAUUAUGUAAUUCAUUGAACAAGUAAAAUAA
This is a messenger RNA of Clunio marinus, 791 nucleotides long. The record is from the annotation of a GenBank genome assembly. NCBI's taxonomy places the organism in Eukaryota, Metazoa, Arthropoda, Insecta, Diptera, Chironomidae.